Molecule: messenger RNA, 2202 nt
Organism: Cephus cinctus (wheat stem sawfly)
Lineage: Eukaryota; Metazoa; Arthropoda; Insecta; Hymenoptera; Cephidae
Gene: Rpn1
Product: dolichyl-diphosphooligosaccharide--protein glycosyltransferase subunit 1
Exons: 1
Coding region: 127-1956 (609 amino acids)
Cellular component (GO): membrane; oligosaccharyltransferase complex
Source: RefSeq, a predicted model, not a curated record
CGACAGCCACGUCCUGCGCGCCACGUCCAUGUUGUCACACUUGCCGUAUUCUUUACCGGUAAACAGUUUGAAGACGAGUUCGAGUUUGGCGAGUUUCUUUAAGAAUAUUAAGGUUAAGCUGAAAGUAUGGCUUGUGGCACGUUACGUGCAUUAAUAUCGUUGGCGGUGGUGGUUUUGGCAUCUCGGGCAAUUACUUUGGCAGUUCCGAAUGCAAAUGUGGAACCGGAGCUCGUCCUGAAGAAUGUGGAAAGGAACAUUGACCUGCAAUCUCAACUCACCAAGAUCACCACUAAGGUGGUUUUAGAGAAUGGUGGAAAAAGUCCGAUGCGCAGCUUUCUCUUCGCUAUAGAUGAUAAGCAGAAGGAAGGACUCAGUUACAUUGGAGCUCAUACUAGAGAGGCUGGACGUGCUGCUCUGAAGGUUUCGAAGAGUGAAGUAAAGGAACAUCCUGAUAAGCUUUUUUAUCAGAUUGAACUUAAGGACUCAUUGCCGCCAGGGCGAUCGGUUUCUGUUGAAGUUGAAGUUGUUUCGACGCAUGAGCUUGUACCUCAUCCUAAAGAGAUCAUUCAGAAAGAAAAGCAACUGGUACGCUACACUGGAAACCUUUAUUUGUACUCACCAUAUCCUGUCCUUAAGCAGUCUACUAUGGUUGUAUUUCCGUCUCGUAAUAUUGAGAGCUAUACCAAGAUUAAACCUGUGUCUCAAACUGAAUCCACUAUCACCUAUGGACCAUAUGAUAAACGUGCUCCAUUUUCUUCGGAGGAGCUUGCUGUGCACUUUGAAAAUAACAGUAAAUUCCUCACUGUUACAAGGCUUGAGAGAGUUAUUGAAAUCUCACACUGGGGCAACAUUGCUGUAGAGGAAACAAUUAAUCUUCUUCACACUGGUGCUCUUUUGAAGGGAUCAUUUUCGCGUUAUGAAUAUGCACGUGAAUCCAAGUCUGGUGAAGCUAGUGUACAGAGCUUUGAUACAAUUUUACCAGCUGCCGCCUCUGAUGUCUACUAUCGGGAUGAGAUUGGCAAUAUCUCGACAUCCCAUGCCAGAAUCAAGAAAGACUCUGUAGAACUUAACUUAAGACCACGAUUUCCAUUGUUUGGUGGAUGGAAAACUCGUUAUACAGUCGGAUAUAACGUGCCUAGUUAUGAAUACCUUUUUCAUUCUGGUGAUCAAUAUACGUUGGAGAUGAGACUUCUGGACCAUGUGUUCGACGACAUGGUAGUGGACGAGCUGAUCGUGAAAAUCAUUCUACCAGAAGGAUCUCGUGAUAUUGAACUAAUUUUACCUUAUGCAGCUACUCGUUUACCAGACAGUCUUCACUACACAUACCUAGACACAACUGGUAGACCAGUGAUCUCGGUGACAAAGAAAAACUUAGUUGAAAACCACAUUCAAAACUUCAGGCUUCGAUAUACAUUUCCAAGGUUGCUUAUGCUUCAGGAGCCACUAUUAGUGGCUGUGGCUUUGUACCUUCUAUUCCUGAUGGUUAUUGUUUACGUACGUCUAGACUUCUCCAUCGAUAAGGACGAAGCAUCUGAGAGUAAACUGCGUAUAGCAGGGCAAUGCGAAAAAGUUCUAGCUGCUCAGGAUCGUCGAGUGAGCUCCUACAAUGACCUGGAUGAUCAGCUUGUAUACUUAAAAGCUAACAAAGAUGCUAAUGCUUUCCUUACUGCAGUGAAGAGCAUCAAUCAAGAGUACAAAAAUGCAACCAGUGCUAUCGCUGAACUUGCUCAAAAACUAAAAACAGAAUCUAGUGACGUUUAUGAACGUGUUAUGGAAUUGCAGCGGUAUGAUCGAAUUCUUAAAGAUCUGUAUAAUCAGCAGCAAACUCUCUAUGUGGACAAAUUGAUUCCGGGUAAGGUUGGAAGACAGCCCUUUAUCGAAGCAGAGGCUGCUAUCUCUAAGAAGAAAGAGGAAUGCGUAGAGAAGAUCAAUGGCAUUGUCAAAUCCUUGCAAUAGUCAUUAGAUCCUUGCUAUAAAAAUUGUUUUCACAAGGUUUAUCAUUCCAGUCGAUAAACAGGAUACUCCUGGGAUAUGCUUGUGAUGAAGAGAUUCUUCUAGGAAUGGCAAUGAUGCCAAAAUUUAUAAAAUACUUCGACUGUCGUACUUCACUUUCGAUUGUUAUGAAACACAUUUACGUACUAAUGGCUAGGACAACUAUUGCUCUACUCUUUCAACUUUGUAAUAAAGAAGUAUUAUAAGUAG